Molecule: messenger RNA, 4321 nt
Organism: Mangifera indica (mango)
Lineage: Eukaryota; Viridiplantae; Streptophyta; Magnoliopsida; Sapindales; Anacardiaceae
Product: autophagy-related protein 11-like
Exons: 5
Coding region: 621-4109 (1162 amino acids)
Biological process (GO): autophagy of peroxisome; positive regulation of protein phosphorylation; reticulophagy
Cellular component (GO): extrinsic component of membrane; Atg1/ULK1 kinase complex; phagophore assembly site membrane
Molecular function (GO): molecular adaptor activity; protein kinase binding
Source: RefSeq, a predicted model, not a curated record
CUUCUGCUAGGCUAGUUUUGUUACUUCUCGCAGAAGGUUCUCUGGGUCUUUUUUUUUUGGAUUAAAAAUUAUUAAAAAAUAUUAUUAAAAAAGGCCGUAUAGUCGAUAAUACUUUGAUACAACAACAAAGUAUAAAUCAAAGGGGUUUCCUGGGGAGAACCUGUAGGAAGGGUUUUUUACCGUUUCAUUGUUCCAUAUCUUCACGUAAUCGCUUUUGGUUAUCUCAUCUUUAUUCUCUCUCUCAUAAAAGGGCAAAAAGGGGGUCUUUUUAGGGUUCUGAUUUGGUUUUUUUUUUUUGUUUUCUGUGUUUGUGUUUGUGGGUGUGGUGAAUUUGGGGAGAUGACUUGUGGGCCUCUGGGAUUCUUGGUAGUUUUUAAGAGUUGUAUGAUGGGUCAGUGACGAUUAGGGUUCUUUUGGCGUUCUCUGGUGGGUUGAUUAAUAUUGGCGUUUUUUGAAGUGGGUUGGUGAUUAUUUUGGGUUAUCUCCAGGCUAAAAGAAAAUUUAAAAAAAAAAUCGUACUUCGAUGAGGUUUAUCUUGUGAAGGGCUUGAAUUUGAACUAUAUUUUCUGUGUUUUGGCUUGAAUUCUGUGAUUUUGGUUUUUUGAGCUUAAAGUUGAGAAAUGAAUUCAAGUAUCACAGAAAGUUUGGUUCAUGAGGACAAGCUUUUGGUUCAUAUUGCAGAGAAUGGUCACUCAUUUGAGUUUGAAUGUAAUGAAACCACGUCUGUUGAGGCUGUUAUGCGGUUGAUUGAAUCUGUUUCAGAUAUAAACUUUAAUGACCAACUUCUUCUCUGCUUGGAAUUGAAAUUGGAGCCCCAAAAGCAGCUUUCAGCUUACGGGCUCCCAUCUAAUGAUAGAGAAGUGUAUCUAUAUAAUAAAGUGAGGUUGCAAAGUAAUUCGCUGCCUCCUUCACCUGAGCAAGUUGAUAUACUUGAAGCUGCCGAACCUGCUCCACCAGCACCAACGCAAGACCCUCACCCUUUGGAUGAUGCCUCAGACCCUGCUUUGAAGGCGUUGCCUUCUUAUGAGAGGCAAUUUACGUACCAUUAUCAUAAAGGGCAUGCUAUAUAUGUUCGCUCACAAGCUAAGCUUGAGAAUUGUAAGCGGCUCUUGAGGGAGCAAAAGGUGCAAGAGAGAGCUUUGGAGGUUGCUAGGAGUAACUUGGAGAACUAUUAUAGGGUGAUUAGCCAAAAUUAUAAUGAAUUCAUGAAGCGUUAUCUCCAGCAGUAUAGGAUACAUACUGAUCUUUUGGCAAAUUUCGGCAAGGAAAUUGAGAAAUUGAGGUCCGUGAAGCUUCAUCCGAGUUUACAGACCCCUUCACGCAAAUGCUUGUUGGAUUUUGUGAAGGAAGAAACUUUGCGCAAAGCAGCUGAGAAUUGUAGUAGCUCACACAGGCAGUUUGAGAAUAAAGUUUCACAAUUUAAACAAAUGUUUGCCGAAGUUAAGUGCAAAGCUGAGGACUUGUUUAAUACCAGGGCCUCCUUCCCCAUCAAGAAUUUAGAAGGAAUGAUCAAAGAUUACCGGAGAUUCAUCCACGAACAAAAAAGUAUAAUGCAGUCAUUGAGCAAAGAUGUUAGUACGGUGAAGAAGCUUGUGGAUGAUUGUCUGUCCAGCCAGUUGUCUUCCUCAAUUCGCCCACAUGAUGCAGUUUCAGCCCUGGGUCCUAUGUAUGAUGUCCACGACAAGAAUCACCUACCUAAAAUGCGGACUUGUGAUCAUUUUAUCUCUGACAUGCUUGACUUUUGCAAGGAUAAGAAGCAUGAAAUGAACGUUUUUGUGCACAAUUACAUGCAAAGGAUAACUUAUAUUUCCUACAUAAUUAAAGAUGCUAAGUUACAGUUUCCUGUUUUUAGAGAGGCAAUGGUGUGCCAGGACGAGAUAUUUGCAGACCUUAAGUUGGUCCGGGGUAUUGAUCCUGCAUAUAGAGCCUGCCUUGCAGAGAUAGUGAGAAGAAAGGCUUCCAUGAAGCUGUACAUGGGCUUGGCUGGACAAUUGGCUGAAAGGCUUGCAACAAAAAGGGAGGUUGAGGUUAGGAGACGGGAGGAGUUUCUGAAGACACAUAGUGCAUAUGUACCCAGGGAUAUAUUAGCAUCCAUGGGUUUAUAUGAUACUCCUAAUCAGUGCGAUGUUAAUAUAGAUCCUUUUGAUGGCAAUUUGCUUGAUAUCGACAUUUCAGACCUAGACUAUUAUGCACCUGAGUAUUUGGCAGUACUGUCUUCUAAGGGUGAUAAAUCUGGUAGCUUAAGAGGUUCUUUUUCCAUAUCAAAUGACAGUUUACAUUCGGCUGAGGCUGAAGAAAUCGCGGUGGACACUCUUGAGAAAGAUGACUCCGAGGAGCUCCUUGAGGGAUGUGAGUUGGUUGAGAUAGCUGGAACUAGCAAGAUGGAAGUUGAGAAUGCAAAACUGAAAGCUGAACUUGCUUCAGCCAUCGCUAUAAUUUGUUCCUUGUGCCCUGAAGUUGAAUAUGAGUCACUUGAUGACAAGAAAUUGGACAGUAUAUUGAAGAAUGCCACUGAGAAGACACUAGAAGCCUUGCAUUUGAAAGACGAGUAUGGCAAACAUCUCCAAUCCAUGCUUAAGGCAAAGCAAAUGCAGUGUGUUUCAUAUGAGAAGCGCAUACAAGAGCUGGAGCAGAGAUUGUCUGAUCAGUAUUUGGAGGGGCAGAAGCAUAUAAACAAUAAGGAUUCGUCUGAUUUGUCCCUUUUGGGUGCAAAGCCUGACAAAUGCAAACCAGAAACUUCAAAUGGUGGAGAAAUCCAUGUCCCUUGUAUAUCUACGUCUGAGCCCAUGGAUGAGAUUUCGUGUGUUUCAAAUUCGUUGGAUGUAAAAUUGGGGCUGUUCAAAAGGCAACCAAGCAAAGGUCAAGAAGCAGUGGAUGAAAAUAUGUUGGAUUCUUCUGGAAUGAUAAAUCCACAUUUAGAUUCGUCAAUGGUGGAGCCAUCUCGUGAGGAACUGCCUGUUGAUGAAAGAGAUGGGAAAGACAAGAUGGCAGGGCAGUUGGGCACGUCCUUGACUAACAGUUCUACUGCUGAGAGCAUGCCUGAGCAUUUGCAUGUCUUACCUUUUGAUGCUGCAGCUGAUAUGAGGUUGGAUUCUAAAGUUAGCAGUGAUCUUGUGGUGAAGUUGCAGAGUGCACUUGCUGAAAAGUCAGAUCAAUUGAGUGAAACUGAUAUCAAGCUUAAAUCUUUGUUGGAUGAGGUUGCAAUGCUUGGAAGGGAGUUGGAGAUGGUUCGGAAGCUCCUUGAUGAAUCUCAGAUGAAUUGUGCUCACUUGGAGAAUUGUUUGCAUGAAGCAAGAGAGGAAGCUCAAACACAUCUAUGUGCAGCUGAUCGGAGGGCCUCAGAGUAUAGUGCAUUGCGUGCUUCUGCUAUCAAAUUGCGUAGUCUCUUUGAAAGACUUCGUGCCAGUGUUUGUGUUUCAGGAACGGUUGUUGGUUUUGCUGACUCCUUGCAUGCUUUUGCUCAAUCUUUGGCCAAUUCCAUCAGUGAAAGUGAAGAUGAUAGUACUCUGGAAUUCCAGAAAUGCAUUCGAAUCCUUGCAGACAGAGUUGGUUAUUUGUCUGGACAUCGUGAAGAGCUUCUUGACAAGUGCCGUAAGGUUGAAGCUACCAAUGAAGAGCUUAGGAAAGAACUGGAAGAGAAGAAAGAGCUAGUUAAAACACUGUUCACAAAGCAUCAACUUGAGAAGCAGGCAAGCAAAGAGAAGAUCUCAUUUUGCCGUCUAGAAGUCCAUGAGAUCGCUGCAUUUGUUCUCAAUGCAGCUGGUCAUUAUGAGGCAAUCCACAGGAACUCCUUGAAGUAUUACCUCUCCGCUGAAUCGGUAGCCUUGUUUACAGAAAAUCUCCAAAGCCGACCCACCUUCAUUGUUGGGAAGAUUGUGCAUAUUGAACACCAAACUGCAAAACCAUUGCCGCCUGUUUCUUCAAGCAGGCCUGAGCAUGGCAAGGCAGAUCAAAUUGAUCAUCCGACUACUACUGGGACUGAUCGCUUGACCUUGAAUUCUGGAUCAACUUCUUCUAACCCAUAUGGUCUCCCAAUUGGUUGUGAAUAUUUCAUUGUGACGGUAGCCAUGUUACCUGGCACCCCCAUUCAUUCACCAUCUCCUUCCUGAUAUAGAUGUGAUGGAAGACACCAAGUGUAUAUAUAUAAAAUAUAAAUAUUCUCAAUAUAAACCACUCAUGGAGGGAGUUGAACUUCCAUUUUCUUCUGUACAGCUGAUAAUUUAAUUUAAGUUAAUCUUCCCUUUGUAUAUAGAGAACUAUGAAUUCUCUCUUCAGUAUGUACAAAACUGUGAAUAUUCAUCUAGUUCUUGAUCCUUAACUG